AUGCAUUUCACCAGUACCAUUAUCACAGCCCUCCUCCUUGCAUCCUCGGCCCUGGCCCAAAGCCAAAGCCAAUGCGUCACCAACUGCGAAACAUCCAAUCUCGAAGUCUCCGCAUGCGAAGGCGAUGAAACGGGCCAGGCACUCGCCGACUGCACCUGCGCGUCGUUCCAGGGCCCAUCCGAUCCCAUGCUUGUCUGCAUCAAGUCGUGUCCUGCGGCUGAUGUCGCCGCAUUCGCUGCUGGCAUUCCGGCUGAGUGUCGGGAUAAACUGCUUCCUGAUGUUAGUGUUGCGUCUGGCAGUGGUAGUGGCACGGCCAGCCCAACACGGACGGAGAGUACGUCCUCUGCUGCCACUACUGCGGGCUCGAUGACUACUACUGGUGUUGCGGCCACCCGGACUACAACUCAUGCGACUACUACUGCGUCUGCCUCGUCGUCUACGCAGACUGGGCUUGCUGUCGUACACCAGCCGGCGGGAAUGGUUAUGGCUGUUGGCGUGUUGGCGGCAUUUGCGAUUUGA
This is a messenger RNA of Aspergillus lentulus, 519 nucleotides long. RefSeq lists its product as uncharacterized. The record is from RefSeq and is a predicted model, not a curated record. NCBI's taxonomy places the organism in Eukaryota, Fungi, Ascomycota, Eurotiomycetes, Eurotiales, Aspergillaceae.